Messenger RNA from Ilex paraguariensis (yerba mate), 637 nucleotides. The record is from the annotation of a GenBank genome assembly. NCBI's taxonomy places the organism in Eukaryota, Viridiplantae, Streptophyta, Magnoliopsida, Aquifoliales, Aquifoliaceae.
UUCUGUUUCAGCUCAUGCUCAUGCAGGCUUCAUACAUUUCUGCCUCUCAUUUUUCUUAUCUACUUAUUUUGAUAUAGAAGCUGUCAUAUCAGCUCUUUAACACACACACACUAUCUAUUUUCUCCUUCAGGUUUCACAAUCCUUUUGUACGUAACUCUACUUGACUAGGCUUAGGUUGAAUGAUAAAUGGACAAACACCAGCAAUAUGAAACUGUGUUUAAUCACUUUGAUGACAACGGAGAUGGGAAGAUAUCACCUUCAGAGUUGCAACAGUGUGUCGGGUCGAUAGGCAGAGAGCUUUCGAUAGAGGAUGCAAAGGCAGCAGUGCUGUUAAUGGACUCGGAUGGAGAUGGGUACUUGUGUUUGGAUGAUUUUGUGAGAUUUUUGGAAGGAGCAGGAGAGGAAGAGAAGGCGAAAGAUAUGAGAGAGGCUUUUAAGAUGUAUGAGAUGGAGGAUUGUGGUUUUAUCACACCAAAAAGCCUGAGGAGGACUCUUAGUAGGUUAGGGGAGUCCAAAACCAUUGAUGAAUGCAAAGUGAUGAUAGCUUAUUUUGAUCUCAAUGGUGAUGGAGUCCUCAAUUUUGACGAGUUCAACGUGAUGAUGGCAUGUUGAGUUUUUUUUUUUUGGUGCCUUUUUU